UUCACAUCCUGCUUUCAAAUGCAGGGUGGUUGUUUCUGAGGUCCUCUGACCGUCUCAGUGAUGUGUAGAAACAGUGAUGUGACCGAAGCGACACAAUUGCUAUCAUUAACGUUACUAAACUUCAAAACAGGCAGCGAUUGGAAAUACACUGCAGGUGUGUGUCUGUGUUCUGGCUGGCUCCACGAUCUCCCGGCUGCGGUUGAUUACCGGCACACCUGUUCUCCAUCAUCAUCCAUUACAACAGUUUAUCUACUGGGCUUAUCCACACUUCCAGCGCCAGAUCGUCUUCAUACACAUGUAUGCACCACGCGAAACGGCCUCCACAAGACGAGGACAUUGUGAAAGUCCAGUUUCGAGCACAGAGGAGUAGGAGGCCAUAGAGGAGGGAGCCUGGCCACUCACACAGCUCAGCUAGAGCCUUUGCUGCGAAGAUGGAGCGGCUUCACUGGGUGCAGCAUCGCUGUCAGCAGCUGCUGGCGGGAGACUCAGGGAGAGGCUGGUACUCUGCCCCCAAUGGUCUGCCCAACAAAAGCUCCCUGGACGACCACAGCACCCCACAGACAGUCAGUGAAAAGCGGAGAACGGUGUUUGCCCGCCAUGGGCCCCACCAACAGGAGUACGAAGCUGUCUUCAAAAGCUACAUGGGCAAUGUUAUCCAUACUACCAAGUACAGCUUGUUGACUUUCAUCCCCAUGAACCUGUUCCAGCAGUUCCAUAGGGCUGCCAAUCUCUACUUCCUGUUCCUGGCAUUACUGAACUGGGUGCCAGUUGUUGAAGCCUUUCAAAAGGAGAUUACCAUGAUUCCUCUGCUGGUGGUUCUCACUGUUAUCGCCAUCAAAGAUGCCCUGGAAGACUACAGACGCCACUUGUUCGACAAGAAGGUCAACAACAGUGUAGUGCGUGUGUUCUGUGGCAAGCAGAAAGCCUACAUUGACCAGUGCUGGAAGGAUGUGCGAGUCGGAGACUUUGUCCGUCUGUCCUGUAAUGAAAUCAUCCCUGCUGACAUGCUGCUGCUGUAUUCCUCUGACCCUCGUGGGAUUUGUUACAUUGAGACCGCAAACCUGGACGGAGAGACCAACCUGAAACAGAGACAGGUGGUUUCAGACCUCCCAUUGCAGGGAGUAGAGUUGACCCUUGAGAGCUUCCACAGUCGUAUUGAAUGUGAAAACCCCAACGAUGACUUCAGCAGGUUCAGAGGUUAUAUGGAGCACCCCAGUGGUGUUCGUGUCGGGCUACAUAACAACAACCUCCUGCUGAGGAGCUGCACAAUCCGCAACACUGAGACUGUAGUGGGCAUUGUGGUCUACGCUGGUCAUGAGACUAAAGCCAUGAUGAACAACAGUGGGCCGAGGUAUAAGCGCAGCCAGCUGGAGAAGCGUCUGAACACAGAUGUCCUGUGGUGUGUGCUCCUGCUCAUCAUCAUGUGUCUGACUGCUGCUAUAGGUCACAGCCUCUGGCUGAAGAACCUCAAAGACCCUGUCUUUCAGGUUGAUGGGAAGAUGUCUCCCACCCUGGCUGGAUUCUAUGUCUUCUGGACAAUGAUCAUUGUGCUGCAGGUGCUGAUCCCCAUUUCUCUAUAUGUGUCCAUUGAGAUUGUGAAACUGGGCCAGAUCUACUUCAUCCACAAUGACUUAGUCCUGUACAACGAGCAGCUGGAUUCCAGAAUCCAGUGCCGGGCCCUCAACAUCACUGAGGACUUGGGUCAGAUCCAGUACCUGUUUUCUGAUAAGACAGGAACUCUGACAGAGAACAAGAUGGUGUUCCGCCGCUGCAGUAUCUAUGGGGUUGAAUAUCCUCAUGAGGAAAAUGCUCAGAGGCUGGAGGUGUAUGAGGCAGAGAAGAACAAGGCGGCUGGUCGCUCUGCGACUCUGAAGUCGGGCUGCAGUGGUAAAUCUCUGAGCUGUCGCUCCCUCAGCUGCAACCACAGCUCUGUGUCUCUGCACACGCUCACUGCUGAGUCAGAUGAGGAGGAGGACCAUCUGUCCAAUCACAUCCAGCCCAGAACCAGUGCCUUCUGUAGUCGCGAGGCAAAGGAGGUGGUACCAGACCCUGAGCUGGUGAGGAAGUUGAAUUGGCUUUGCUCUUCUGUGCUGCCUCUGAGUGAUGGCUCGUCUGGGACUCCAUCCAGCCUGGAGCUCAUCUACAUCACUGACUUCUUCCUGGCUCUGGCCAUCUGUAACAGUGUGGUGGUUUCCUCACCCAGCCAGCCUCGACAUGUGGUGCGUGAAACACAAACACCUCUCAAGUCCCUGGAGGAAAUCAAGUUGAUAUUCCAGCGCUUGAGCGUCUCUCCUUUCUCAGCCCUCUCCUCUCCGCCAAUCAAAGGCAGCCCUCACAACUUCACCAGCAGGCUGUUUGCCCGGGGGAAGACCAGCUCCUUCACCUUCUCUACAUCCCCCAACAGCACCACGGAUGGGUCAGAACCAGGCCAAGAAAGCAACCUGGAAACCUCCAACCAGAGGCGUAAACUGGACUUAUCUUCUAGAGUGGAAGGAGGAGAUGCAAGACAGUUGGACUCAGAGACAGAGGAUGAUAUCAAGGAUACAAAGACAAACCCUCACGGGGCUAGGCAGGAUGUUGAGGACCAGACCAGAGAAGUGGACUCUGAGAGUGACACUGAUGAUGAACGGCUGUAUGAGGCAGAGAGUCCAGACGAGGCAGCUCUGGUCCACGCAGCCCAGGCGUACCGCUGCACCCUGCGGGGACGUUCUGCAGAGAGCCUGCUGGUGGAUCUGCCAGGAAUCGGCUCUCUGGCUGUCCAGCUGCUCCACAUCCUACCCUUUGACUCUAACAGGAAGAGGAUGUCAGUGGUGGUCCGCCACCCACUCUCAGGACAGGUGGUGGUUUACACCAAGGGAGCUGACUCUGUCAUCAUGGACCUGACUAAGACACCUAAAGGUGCAGAGCAGGCUCAGGAGCUCUACAGUCACAUCAGAGAACAAACUCAAAAACAUUUAGACAGCUAUGCUAGAGAUGGCCUCCGCACACUCUGCAUCGCUAAAAAGGUUCUGGAAGAGGAGGAGUAUGAGGUGUGGCUGAAGAGACAGCUGCUGGCAGAGCGCAGCAUAGAGAACAGAGAAGAGCUGUUGCUGGAGUCAGCUCAGAGACUGGAGACCAACCUCACCCUGCUGGGUACCACAGGGAUUGUAGACAGACUUCAGGAGGAAGUCCCAGAGACCAUUGAAGCUCUUCAGAGAGCUGGGAUCAAAGUCUGGGUCCUCACUGGAGAUAAAAAGGAGACAGCCAUCAACAUCGCCCACUCCUGCAAACUCCUCCGUCCCAAUGACCAGCUGCUGACAGCCAAUUGUGGAAGCAAGGAUACAUGUGCAGCUUUACUUGAGGAGCUCAAACUGGAAGUGCUACGUGGUGAAGACAGUUUGACUGAACUGAGUGCAGCAGGGAAUCAUGGGGAAUCCUCCUCAGGCAGUGUAGCCGGCUUCAUUCUGGUCAUAGAUGGUGGCACGCUGGACUGGGCCCUGCAGGAGGAGCUGAAGAGUGACUUCCUUGAACUGAGCCGUAGAUGCAAGGCAGUCAUCUGCUGCCGGUCCACUCCUCUGCAGAAGAGCCAGGUGGUCCGGCUGAUCCGGGACCAGCUUGGCGUCAUGACCCUGGCUGUGGGUGAUGGAGCCAAUGAUGUGAGCAUGAUUCAGAUGGCUGAUGUGGGCAUCGGUAUAUCUGGUCAGGAGGGCAUGCAGGCUGUGAUGUCCAGUGACUUUGCCAUCUCCAGGUUUAAACACCUCAGUAAGCUGCUGCUGGUCCAUGGUCACUGGUGUUACUCUCGUCUUGCAAACAUGAUCCUCUACUUCAUCUAUAAGAAUGUGAUGUAUGUGAAUCUGCUGUUCUGGUAUCAGUUCUUCUGUGGUUUCUCUGGGAGCGUCAUGACCAACUCCUGGGUGCUCAUCUUCUUCAACUUGCUCUUCACCUCCAUUCCUCCUCUCAUCUAUGGUGUCCUGGACCAAGACAUGCCUGCAGACACUCUAAUGGAGCUGCCUGAGCUCUACCAGGCUGGACAGACCUCCAAGGUCUAUGCUCCCUACAUGUUCUGGAUCACAGUCCUGGAUGCUUUCUACCAAAGUUUUGUCUGCUUCUUUGUGCCUUACUUUGCAUUUGCAGGAUCAGACGUUGGGGAGCUGUCCUUUGGCUCUCCGAUCAACGUCUCAGCUCUCCUCAUCAUACUGCUGCACCAAGUUAUCGAGAGUCACACUCUGACGUGGAUUCAUGUGCUGGUGUUGGUUCUCAGUGGUGGUUUCUACUUUGGCUUUGUGCUGCUCUUCGGUUUGUUCUGUGUGACCUGCAGCCCCCCCACCAACCCUCUGGGGGUGGAAACAUUCCAGAUGUCCCAGCCUCUCUUCUAUGUCAUAUGUGCUCUCACCACUGUGAUGGCUCUGUUACCCAGGCUGCUGUUUCGGGCUCUGCACAACACCUUACACCCUUCUGCUGUUCUGAAAUCAGCUCAGAUGGACAAAGUGGAUUCAGAGAAGUACCGCAGGAGGAUGCAGCGCUGGAACCUGAGCCAAUCCUGAGUCAGCGGGCUGCCAGCAUGUGCCGACAACCCCGGCCUGGAGCCCAGCACAGCUUCAGUGGUGUCCUGAUCUCCCUAUACACACACACAGACAGACUCAAAACAGUGUAUGACCUGAAAGUUCAGAAAAAACUGUUGAUGUUGACAUGCUGGAUUUAAGUGCAUGUCACUGGCAGAAUGGAUUCUUUGGUGCAAUAAAAAGCUAUGUAUGGAUGUUCCCUUUCUGUUGCACUACUCCACUCCCCAGUUAUUUAUAGGUUUUGCUGACAGACUGCUCAUUUGGCUACAUGUUAACAGCCAAAUAACUCUUGGUGAGACUAAUUUGCUAUAAAGAAAACCUUGUUUUAAUUGAACAUGUUCUACUUUCUGAAUGAAUCAGAAUUGUGAGUAUCUGUUGAAAUAUCUAAAUAAGCAUUUAUGGGAACAGAAGCUGCGAAACAUCAUGUAAAAUAUUUAGACAAUGAUAUUUUAAAGGAAAUGUAUGUAUCAUUUGAACAUCAGGAAAUCAUCAGCUUUAUUAAUCUUCUGAUUUUUGUCAUAAAGGAAUGAGACCAGC
Siniperca chuatsi (mandarin fish) is the source of this 5078-nucleotide messenger RNA. RefSeq names its product ATPase phospholipid transporting 10D (gene atp10d). Bases 432 to 4523 code for a protein of 1363 amino acids. The record is from RefSeq and is a predicted model, not a curated record. Lineage: Eukaryota; Metazoa; Chordata; Actinopteri; Centrarchiformes; Sinipercidae. Gene Ontology annotation, molecular function: ATPase-coupled intramembrane lipid carrier activity; ATP hydrolysis activity; magnesium ion binding. Gene Ontology annotation, biological process: phospholipid translocation. The transcript is spliced from 24 exons. Gene Ontology annotation, cellular component: plasma membrane.